Zingiber officinale is the source of this 1223-nucleotide messenger RNA. Its product is annotated as peptidyl-prolyl cis-trans isomerase FKBP13, chloroplastic-like. Bases 35 to 679 code for a protein of 214 amino acids. The record is from RefSeq and is a predicted model, not a curated record. The transcript is spliced from 5 exons. Gene Ontology annotation, cellular component: chloroplast. NCBI's taxonomy places the organism in Eukaryota, Viridiplantae, Streptophyta, Magnoliopsida, Zingiberales, Zingiberaceae. Gene Ontology annotation, molecular function: peptidyl-prolyl cis-trans isomerase activity.
UCGAUAGAGAUUUGGCUGCGAGCUCUCCCCUGGCAUGGCCGCCUUCUGCGCCUCCCCCUUCCCGUCUCCGACCAUCCUCACCCUACUCCGCGCCACCCCUCGACCCGACCACCGCUUCUCCUAUCGCCGCUCUUUCUCCCCCAACUUCCGAGCACUCACCGACCCAGUUCUCGCUCCGUCCCCAUCCCCCGUGCCCCUUCCCCUUCCCCUUCCCAUCCGCCGGCGGGAGGCCGCCCUCUCCCUCUCUCUCUCUCUCCUCCUCUUCCUCCUCGACCCCCCCGCUGGCGCCUCCUCCGACCAGACGAACUGCACCCUCGCCGUCGCCUCCUCCGGCCUCGCGUUCUGCGACACCGUCGUCGGCACCGGCCCCGUCGCCACCAAGGGCCAGCUCAUCAAGGCGCAUUACGUCGGGAAAUUGGAGAACGGCAAGGUGUUCGACAGCAGCUACAGCCGCGGGCGACCUCUCUCAUUCAGGGUCGGCGUCGGGGAGGUGAUCAAAGGAUGGGAUCAAGGGAUUCUAGGCGUAGAUGGAAUUCCACCAAUGCUCCUCGGUGGCAAGCGUACAUUGAAGCUUCCUCCCGAGCUUGGUUAUGGGGCGAGAGGAGCAGGCUGCAGAGGAGGCUCUUGCAUUAUUCCUCCGGAUUCAACUCUUCUGUUCGAUAUAGAAUUCAUUGGGUAGGCAGGAGCCCGAGACCUACAGAGUUUUUUUCUGACGAAAGGAACCAACAGACGAGAUACUUGUAUAAGCACUUAAACAAGAGGGAACCAAGGGCUACAAAUAAUUACAAUUAUGCAGUACUGAUUUUCUACUGUAAACGACCUUUAUCAAUUCAAAUUCUGUAAACGAGCUCUCUUAGUCCCACAUCGUUAAAUUCACAUUGCAUCAAGCCGGUAUAUGAUUUGUCGUUUGUCUCUUUACCGCCGAGCUGGGUGGCGCCAGUUUGUGAUCCAAGCGGAGGCAAUGAAUGAUUUGGAUGAUGGAAAUGAGUUCUGAUACGUGAAUUCAAUGUAUAAUUGUUGGCCUGCCCGAUCCAAGUUGACAGUGAAUUGUUAAAAUGGGAUGAAGAUCUGGUUCUUCCGGUUCAUAGUGCGGAGGGCACCGGUCCAGGCUGGUUUCACAGAGCAAGUACACCCGCCCGUUUUCAACGGUGGAUGGAUCACAGGCCGAUUUACGUGGGAUCCACAUUACCCCUCACAACCUCUUCCAUCAAACAAAUUAUUUU